AUGUAUCUCGCAGGCGAGGCGCAAGAGCGUUGGCAUAACCUAUACUCCAUUGAUGAUGUGGAAAAUGGAUACACCUACGCUGAUUUCAAGGACUUCGUGCGUGACGCAGUCGGCGAUCCUGUGAACCGCAUGCUUAGCGUCACCUUGGAGUACGACAAGAUUCGGCAGCGCGAGGGACAAACUGUCCAGCAGUUCGCUACAGAGUUGGAUACUUUGGAAGAUCAACUCGGAGACUAUAGCGAGCCACAGAGGGUGCGCCAUCUCCUCGCAAAGCUCCAGCCUGCGCUACGCCCUGCUAUUGUGAAGUAUCACGAGAUCCCCAAGACCCGUCAAGAGCUAGUAACGCUAGCCACGAGGAUCGAGAGCACCGAUCAGUCUGCGCACAGCAAGCGCCAACUCGGCGACCCGUCGUCUCAACGCCCUCCUAAAAAGAACAAGCACAUGCCGCUCGAAGCACCUGUGGGACGAAAACAAACCGCAGGCGACACGCAGGGUCGAAGCAGGGAAGGAGGAAAAAAACUCCACCCGUCUAGCGAAGGCUCGCAGCUAGACGGGGCAUCAAAAGUCGACUGCAGGCAAGCGACGCCCUUGCGCGGCGCAGUCGAGACGAAGGCGGGCAUGAAAGAUAUGUACUUCCUUCUCGACGAUGGAGCAGAUGUCAACGUGAUCCCGCAGCGGCUUGCACUACAACAUCAGCUGCCGCGCUUGAGCCACGCAGCCUUGCCGAAGGUCAACUCCUUCGCAGGGCAGCAGAGCUUCUGCUAUGGAGCAUAUUACGCACGCGUGCGCCUCACAGACUCUGCAGGCGUCGAGCGCACUACAGGAGCAACGUUCUAUUCGUUCGACACAGCGGAAGACGUAUGCAUUUUAGGAAGGCCAUGGCGUCACCGCCAGGCUGUCCUGAUGGAUAGUAGCACUAACAGCUGGACCUACAGUACCCAGUCGCAGGCGGCGCGCUUGCGCGAACCAUAG
Zasmidium cellare ATCC 36951 is the source of this 972-nucleotide messenger RNA. RefSeq lists its product as uncharacterized. The record is from RefSeq and is a predicted model, not a curated record. The coding region runs from base 1 to 972 and encodes 323 amino acids. NCBI's taxonomy places the organism in Eukaryota, Fungi, Ascomycota, Dothideomycetes, Mycosphaerellales, Mycosphaerellaceae. The transcript has 2 exons.